AGUAGACAUUAGGCGGCGGUAAUGCACAUUUCAGUUGGUUUGCUAACAUUUACUAAGAACAAAAGAAGAAGAUAACCGUAGAAGAAGAAAAACUGUUGUAGUAGUAGAUGUAGGUACUGCUAAUCUGCUCGUCUUUCUGCACAUUUACCUGUUAAUGAUUAUUUCAAGGUAACAGAGGCAGACAACAGAAGAAAUCAGCUGUUAAGCGACCUUUAAUAAUGAAGCUGAACAUCGAGGGUCUGUUAGUGUAUUUUCCUUAUGAUUACAUCUAUCCGGAGCAGUACUCCUACAUGUUGGAGCUGAAGAGGACAAUAGAUGCUAAGGGUCAUGGAGUCCUGGAGAUGCCUUCAGGAACAGGAAAGACCAUCUCUCUGCUGUCACUCAUUGUUGCCUACCAGAGGGCUUAUCCUUUGGAGGUAACCAAGUUAAUUUACUGCUCUAGAACGGUUCCUGAGAUAGAGAAGGUUGUGGAGGAGUUGAGGAAACUGAUGGAGUUUUAUACCAAAGAAACAGGGGAGGUCAACAACUUCCUGGCUCUGGCACUUUCCUCCAGGAAAAACCUGUGUAUCCACCCAGAGGUGAGCUCUCUUCGCUUUGGGAAGGAGGUGGAUGGGAAGUGCCACAGUCUGACGGCAUCAUACAUUCGUGCACAACGCCACACCAACCCAAACCAACCGGUCUGUCGCUUUUAUGAGGAAUUUGAUGCCGUGGGACGACAGGUGCCUCUUCCUGCUGGCAUCUACAACCUCGAUGACCUGAAGGAUUUUGGCAGGAGGAAAGGCUGGUGUCCGUACUAUCUGGCUCGCUAUUCAAUCCUGCAUGCCAACAUUGUUGUGUACAGCUACCACUACCUGCUGGACCCCAAGAUAGCUGAUCUGGUGUCCAAAGAGCUGGCCAAGAAAUCUGUGGUGGUGUUUGAUGAAGCCCAUAAUAUUGACAAUGUGUGCAUUGACUCCAUGAGUGUGAACAUAACUAGACGAACGCUGGAGCGCUGUCAGAACAACGUGGACACUCUCCAAAACACCAUACACAAGAUAAAGGAGACAGAUGCUGCUAAGCUGAGAGAAGAGUACAGACGAUUGGUGGAGGGGCUGAAGGAAGCCAACGUUGCCAGGGAGACAGACAUCUACCUGUCUAAUCCAGUGUUACCUGAUGAAAUUUUGCAAGAGGCGGUUCCAGGAUCUAUUCGCACUGCAGAGCACUUUGUUGGUUUCUUGAGACGUUUCCUGGAGUAUCUGAAGUCUCGUCUACGGGUCCAACAUGUGGUCCAGGAGAGCGCCCCGCAGUUCCUUAAAGACAUCUUUGAUAAAGUCUGCAUCGACCGCAAGCCCCUCAGGUUUUGUUCAGAGAGGUUGCAGUCACUGCUGCGAACUCUGGAGAUUGCAGACAUCGCAGACUUCUCAGCUGUCACGCUCAUCUCUAACUUUGCUACUCUUGUCAGCACCUACAGCCAAGGUUUCACAAUCAUCAUUGAGCCUUUUGAAGACAGAACUCCAACCAUCGCCAACCCUGUGCUGCACUUCAGCUGCAUGGACCCGUCUAUCGCCAUCAAACCUGUUUUUCAAAGGUUUCAGUCAGUCGUCAUCACAUCUGGUACUCUUUCCCCACUUGACAUCUAUCCCCGAAUCCUUGACUUUCGCCCCGUUACCAUGGCAUCCUUCACCAUGACACUUGCGCGGACCUGCCUUUGUCCUCUGAUUGUUGGAAGAGGGAACGACCAGGUGGCUCUGAGCUCUAAGUUUGAAACCAGAGAAGACUUUGCUGUGAUUCGUAACUAUGGCAACCUACUCUUGGAGAUGUCUGCGAUUGUUCCUGAUGGGAUUGUUGCAUUUUUCACCAGCUAUGUGUACAUGGAGAAUAUAGUGGCGUCCUGGUAUGAACAGGGAAUCCUGGAGAACAUCCAGAGAAACAAGCUGAUCUUCAUUGAGACUCAGGACGCAGCAGAGACGAGUAUGGCACUGGAGAAAUACCAGGAGGCGUGUGAAAAUGGCCGAGGAGCCAUCCUACUGUCUGUGGCCAGAGGAAAGGUGUCUGAAGGAAUUGAUUUUGUUCACCACUUUGGAAGAGCAGUCAUCAUGUUCGGAGUUCCUUAUGUUUACACACAGAGCCGCAUCCUAAAGGCUCGGCUGGAGUAUCUGAGGGAUCAGUUUCAGAUCAGAGAAAACGACUUCCUCACGUUCGAUGCCAUGCGCCACGCUGCUCAGUGUGUGGGCAGAGCCAUCAGAGGCAAGACCGACUACGGACUCAUGAUUUUUGCUGACAAGCGGUACGCUCGGGCAGACAAACGGGGGAAGCUUCCUCGCUGGAUUCAGGAGCACAUCAAUGACGGUAGUUUGAACCUCACUGUGGACGAAGCCGUUCAGCUCUCCAAACACUUUCUACGGCAGAUGGCUCAGCCUUUCAGACAGGAGGACCAGCUGGGUCUGUCUCUGUUGACUCUAGAGCAGCUGGAGUCAGAGGAAAUGUUGCAGAAAAUCACUCAGAUUGCUCAUCAGACGUAGAGAUGACGUACAGACCUGCACUGGUCCGCUUCAUCUGUGCUGUCGAACCAUGUUGGUCAAAAAGUAGUACCAGUUAUCCAGUGGUUUGUUAACCUGUUUUCAUGCAUUUUGCGACGUGUAUGUAUUCUACAUUACAUGUUACAGAAGAAACAGAAAUAUCUGCAUCAAUGCAAAACUUUUAUUAUAAGAAAAGCUGUAGUUGAGUACCUUUGUGGCCGAGCAUUUUCAGCUGUCAGUGGUUUGGGAGACAACAGAAUCAUCUUUCAGUCGGGGUUAGGGUUAACCCUAACCCCGAAAGAUGAAACUUGUUGAGCUGUUUUUAAAGUAUUCUGGUUUAUUUCCAGGAACACAGUGAUUCAGUGGAUCACUGUGUUCCAUCUGUGUUUUGGUCCAUAUGGUGUGUCUGUCAUACAGAAAAGACUACUGACGGCUUUUUCUACUGCAACUGUACAUAGUCACAUUUUAUACCAAACUAUUUCUGUACCUGCUUUCCAACCAGAAAGCUGGAAAAUAAAUGUUUGUAUUUAA
Messenger RNA from Melanotaenia boesemani (Boeseman's rainbowfish), 3029 nucleotides. RefSeq names its product excision repair cross-complementation group 2 (gene ercc2). Gene Ontology annotation, biological process: positive regulation of mitotic recombination; transcription by RNA polymerase II; nucleotide-excision repair. NCBI's taxonomy places the organism in Eukaryota, Metazoa, Chordata, Actinopteri, Atheriniformes, Melanotaeniidae. Gene Ontology annotation, molecular function: hydrolase activity, acting on acid anhydrides, in phosphorus-containing anhydrides; ATP binding; damaged DNA binding. Gene Ontology annotation, cellular component: nucleus. The record is from RefSeq and is a predicted model, not a curated record. The coding region runs from base 219 to 2501 and encodes 760 amino acids. The transcript is spliced from 23 exons.